ACUGAAAAGCUGGGUAGUGAGACAAAUACGUGACGUUGCAGGAAAGGAUGACGUUUUACUAGAAAUAAAGGACUAAGCUUGGGUUUAUUUUGCCAGAAACGUUUAAAGCAUCGUGAAAAUAAUAAGUAAAUAUUUUUAGAGUUGGUAAAAACCUCGACUCAGCAAAAUUAUGACUCAAGGAAAGUUGAAGAUUCAAGUUGCAACAGUUGAACAACCAAAUGGAAAUUGUCCCACGACGGACAACACGACCUCUAGCGGGGAGAAAGAGGAUGCAGAUUUUGAUCCAUGGGUUUUACCCGAGUUGAAGGACGAUGGGGUCAAAUGGUCAGAACUGACUACUUGUCGGAAGAUCUUACGAGUUACCUUGUCGAUUUUAAAGAUUGCAAUUCUUCUACUUCUCUUGUACAUAUUCGUCUGUUCCCUGGAUUUUCUCAGCUCGGCGUUUCGUCUGAUUGGCGGGAAAGCCGCUGGAGGGGUGUUAUCAAAAAACGAAUUGCUCUCCAACCCAGUAGUGGGCCUGAUGAUUGGAGUUCUUGUUACAGUCUUGGUUCAGAGUUCGUCGACAUCUACUUCUAUCGUCAUAACUAUGGUUGGAGCUGAGUUAAUUUCUGUGAGGAACGCCAUACCUAUUGUAAUGGGAGCCAACAUUGGCACGUCUGUUACCAACACCAUAGUGUCCUUGAUGCAAGCGUCCGAAAGAAAUGAAUUCCGUAGGGCAUUCGCCGCUGCUACUGUUCAUGAUAUGUUCAACUGGUUGACUGUCAUCGUCUUGCUUCCUAUAGAGGAAGGGACAGGGUACCUAUUUCGUCUGACUGAAGCAAUCUUGAGUACCGGCAAUUGGGAGCAGAAUGAACAUGCCGAAAAAGACUUUUUGAAGAAAUUAACAAAACCUUUGACAAAAAAAAUUAUACAGCUGGAUAAAAGCGUAAUCACAGCUAUAGCUAAACAGGAUGAAUCGGCAAUGAACAUGUCUCUCGUCAAACGUUGUUGUAAAAAAAACGGAACUGAAUGCAUAAAAAAUUGCGAGUUCCUGUUGCAAGGGUUGGACUGGAGUGAUUCACUGAUAGGUGUCCUGAUGUUGGUAUUGUCUCUCAUCAUUCUGUGCGCUUGUCUCAUGAUGUUAGUUAAACUACUUCAUACGAUGUUGAAGGGGCGGAUAGCCGUUAUCAUCAAAAAGACAGUCAACGCAAACCCACGUUUUCCUUUCUCGGAAUUAAUGGGAUACUUGGCCAUCCUAAUCGGCGCAGCUAUAACUGUAUUGGUUCAGAGCUCGUCUAUUUUUACAUCAGCCUUGACUCCUCUGGCAGGCCUUGGAGUUAUCUCGCUGGAAAGGAUGUAUCCUUUAACUCUUGGGUCUAACAUUGGAACAACAGCUACUGGCAUGCUAGCGGCUCUAGCUGCGGACAAAAAACAUAUUGCGGAAACACUACAACUUGCCCUGUGUCACUUAUUCUUUAAUAUCAGCGGCAUCAUACUGUUUUUCCCAUUGCCUUUCCUUCGAUUCCCUAUCAGAUUAGCUAAGAUCCUGGGCAACACCACCGCGAAAUACCGGUGGUUUUCAAUGUUUUAUUUGUUUAUGAUGUUUUUGAUUCUCCCCGGGAUCGUGUUCGGGUUGUCUGCAGCUGGCACUACAGUUUUGUUGGCGGUUGGUAUUCCGAUCCUUAUAAUCGGUUUUCUCGUUGUCGUCAUUAACAUUAUUCAGAGGAAGAAGCCGACCCUGCUGCCUAAGGUAUUACGCGACUGGAACUGGUUACCUGAAUGUCUGCAUUCCCUAGACCCGAUCGACCGACUCAUAAGCCGAAUGUUGACCGUGUGUAGUUGCUGCAGAGCUUGUUGUCAAACAAAUAACUCAGCCCCAGGUGACAAAGGACCUAUCUCCUCCUCGUCCGAAAUGAAUAUUCUUGACUCGCAUACCCGUGUUUCUCCCUCUAAUGGUGUUGAGAACAAAGCGUUUAAUGAAGAAUUAAAAACGCCUGUUAUUGAAAGCAAGCAUAUGUAGAUCUCGGGGUUUAUUCUGUGUUAAAUGUCACGGUGAUUUCUAUAUAUAUAUAUAUAUAUAUAUAUAUGUGUGUGUGUGUGUUAUCUGUGUGUUUUAUACAAGGGGUUACAAGUCUACCGACAAAAAAAAGUGCCUCUAGACAUUGCAGUCGUGUGCUAGGUUUUCAUUCGUGCAAGAACACGUACAAUGAGUUGCACAAAAAGUGAGAACGCAUUGUUUACAUAGAAACUAGUCGUGGUGAGAAAUAGUGCGUGCUUCGGAAUAAGAAAUGAGUUAUUAUUUCACACUCUCCAGUUUUAUGUUGUUUCAGCGCUCUUUGUUGUUCACAUUUUAAUAUUCUGGCUGCUCGUUUUUUAUCCUUUGCUGUGUAUUAUACACCAAUUUAUGUUAAUACUUGCAGAAUAAACCGGAGUAACUACGGUAAAAUUUUCUGAGUUUAGACACCAUUCGAAAGCUAUAAACAAAUGUCUAAACGUACUAAAACAAAACGAAAAGUUGUGUUCACAAACAGUAGGAACCUUAGAAAUAGUGUAUUAAGACUUGUAGGUCUUGCUGGGAGAACUUACUUUUGAAACAUCAUACACAUAACUGAAUGUUUAAAUUUCAAUGUUUAACAUUAAAUUUUAAUGUUUAAUUACGUUGCCUUACAUCAUGAAAGGCUUGUUUCUUCUCCCUAAUUACGUUGCCUUACAUCAUGAAAGGCUUGUUUCUUCUCCCUAAUUACGUUGCCUUACAUCAUGAAAGACUUGUUUCUUCUCCUUAAUUACGUUGCAUUAUAACUGUUGUUUUCUCGUUUAAUUUCAACUAGGUUUGUCUUCUUAAAAUUAUAAUGCCAUGCUUUUGCAAUAUGCAAUAUAGACACAAUAGAAACGUGAUUGCAUUUGGAAUAAUUUUUACAAGAGAACUUCGCGAAUCUUUGAGGAAGGUGUGAUCAGAAAAUGUGUACAGAAAAUUAAUUUGAUUAUUGAUUGUGACUAGUAUUUUUAUGCUGAGAUGAAAAUGUAUAUUUUUUAUGUACAUAUACAACAAUUAUUUGGUUUAUUAUUUGUAUGAUUACUUAAGAUAAACUUCUUUACACAUGCGUAGUUAUUAAUAAAAGACAUAGAAUGAUUCCGAUAAACA
This is a messenger RNA of Limulus polyphemus (Atlantic horseshoe crab), 3121 nucleotides long. RefSeq names its product sodium-dependent phosphate transport protein 2B-like. NCBI's taxonomy places the organism in Eukaryota, Metazoa, Arthropoda, Merostomata, Xiphosura, Limulidae. Gene Ontology annotation, cellular component: membrane. Gene Ontology annotation, biological process: sodium-dependent phosphate transport. Bases 170 to 1999 code for a protein of 609 amino acids. The transcript has 7 exons. Gene Ontology annotation, molecular function: sodium:phosphate symporter activity. The record is from RefSeq and is a predicted model, not a curated record.